Rhopalosiphum maidis (corn leaf aphid) is the source of this 4320-nucleotide messenger RNA. RefSeq lists its product as uncharacterized. The record is from RefSeq and is a predicted model, not a curated record. Gene Ontology annotation, molecular function: protein kinase binding. The transcript is spliced from 16 exons. Gene Ontology annotation, biological process: neuromuscular junction development; positive regulation of protein tyrosine kinase activity. Bases 298 to 3822 code for a protein of 1174 amino acids. Lineage: Eukaryota; Metazoa; Arthropoda; Insecta; Hemiptera; Aphididae.
GGCAGCCGCGUACGUCCGUAUCACAAUUGGGUGACCGGCGAAAGUUCGUGUUUUUCGUUACGACGUCGUACUAGUUUUGUUGGCUUUUGUGUAUUGUUUCGCGUGACUUGUAAAUUACAUAAAUCUUAUCUGAAUUCGUCGCAUGUAUUAAAAGUGUAUAUUUAGUGAUUUACUGUUAAGAAAAUUCAUAGAGAGUCUUAACUGUACGGUCGCUUACGACCGUAUAAGUGCGCGCGCGUGUGUGGGUGGAUAUUUGAGUGUUUUUUAUUUUAUUUUGAUUAGAUUUUUUUUCUUAAAAUGACUGACAGCAGCUAUAAUUCACCUGCCAGGAGUUAUGGGUCACCAGCCAGGAGCUUGAAAAUGUUAGACAGGGUAUACGGUUCUCCGGCUCGGUCAUAUUGUGGUGAUCAUUCUUCUGCAACAGAGUCUGAAGGAGAAGAAACAUUGGAAUUAUUAACUGAAAUACCGAGUUCGCCAGACCAAACAAUUUUAGAUGGCUGGCUAAAGUUCAGGGACAACAAGAAAUGGAGACACAGAUGGGGCGUUAUGACAAAACUAUCACCAGCUGCAGACUGCCUACAUUUGCAACUAUACAGGGACAGUAAAGACCGAUACAAACACGGCCAGACGAAGGCUUCAUUGUCUCUGCAACACUUCUUAGGAGUAGAGUCUGGAUUUACGCUGGACAAAGAAUCCAACACGAUAGCUAUUAUUUGCCAAGACGUCACUGUUGUACUAGCGUUCGAUACCCGAGAGAGACUGAUCCAGUGGCAAGUUAAGAUAUCUUCGAACUUGGGAGACGACCAACAAUUUUUGAUUCAAAUAUCAUCCUGUCCUCCUAAGUCGAAAAUAUCUGCAGGACCUGCCAGGUUGCACAUACAAGACUUGAGAUUCUCGAUGACAACCGGAGUGCCACCAAGAUUAGCUGGUGUUUGGGAACUCCGACACUUGAGAAAAUAUGGAGUUAUUGAAAAUCGGUUUUGCUACGAGGGUGGUUCGAGAUGUGGCAAAGGAGAGGGCUUAUUUGUGUGUUUUACCGACCAAGGAGAUGAUAUAACUAGAUGCAUGAACUUAGCGGCAGAAGGCAAAUUGGCUACCAGGAAAAGAUUGCUUUCUAGAAAUAUGUCAGUUUUAGAAAGUCCGUCCAGGAGAGGUCUCUUAUCUCGCUUAGAUUCUAGAGCUUCCGAGUACGGUGCUGAUCAAAAUUCGUUCAAUCAACAUUCUCAUGACAGAAGUAGUGAAGACAACAUGUGUUGGCCAUCUAACGAAAGUCGACUAGAUAAUUCGGACUUUGGAGACACAGCGUCUGUUGGAGAUUUUCAAGAUCAAAACUUACAGGAAUGCACGUGGACUCCAGAAACAGCUUUAGAACGAUGUGCCAGCUGUAUUAGUAAACUUGGAGCUUUAUCUCGUUCUUCGACCAUGGCUAAUACCCCUGGAAGCAUAGGCUUUAAUCCAGCGUGGACAAUGGAUAACAAUGUAUCAUCGCUGAAUUACAUACCAGAAAUGAAUAAUGGACAUCAGUGUUGCGGAUAUAUGUCAUCGCAGAGUAGCAGUAGUGGCGGAAGCGCCGGAUGUAGCUCUGUGUGUGGUACCGAGUAUUCUGUACCUAGAAAAGUAUGCGCCUCCAUGACUGACAAAGUGAACAAAAUUCAAUCUGAAGCGUGUGCGCCGAACAGACCACCGAAACCAGUACACCUGAAACCGGAAACGAGUACGCCAGUGAAAAAGGCUCCGAUGCCUCUACCGCAACAAGAUACGAUGUGUGUGUGCCGAUGCACUGCUUCGGACAAACCUAGACAAUCCUACCUAAAUAACUACGAUACUCCUAAGAUUAUGUGCACAAACACAAAACCGAAUAAACCGUACACGUCUAUACAAGAUGAAUAUUACGACACGCCACGGAACAUCAAAUCCUCGUUGGAAAUUAACCCCUACGGCAAUUACGAUACUCCUCCGUCGCCCGUGGCUGUUCAUAAAAAAUCCAAUGUCAGCACGCCAAAACAAACAGAUAGUCAGCAAUGCACAGGAAUUUGCCCUUGUCAAAGAGCCAUGAAUUGUUGGUCUCAUAAUAAUUGGAUGACGAUGCCUCCUCGCUGUAGACGAAGUAAUCAGCAAACCGACAAUCAGCUAUCAAAUUUUACCAACAAUUGCCAACACAACGGGGCGAUUUACGCGACAGUUGACGUUUCGAAGAAAAAGAAGCACGCGGAACCACCGCUGCCCGCGCCCCCCCCGACGUCGAGCAACUACAUGAACUUGGAACCAGCCGUCGGCGUCGACGGCGGCGGUAAACAGCAGCAGCAGCCAACGGCGGCGGCCCACAGCGGCCGGAAAUCGACGGAAAACUACAUGAACUUGGAGUUUAGCGAAUCGCUGUGCUACUACGAAAACGCCAAAAACGUGUUGACCAAGGCCGGUCUGUCCAACGCGUGCGACAAGUGCGGUCACCAGAAGCGUUGUGUCGGCGGCGGCGGCGGCGGCGGCGGCGGCGGCGGCGGCGGCGGCGGCGGCGGCGGCGGUGGCGGCGCCGACGAAAAGGGUGACUACAUGACCAUGGAACCGGUCAACGGUCGGAUGGUGGAAACCAAGCGAAACCUGUUCCCCGGUUACCUGCCCAUGUGUCCGUCGGCCAACAAUAACAACAACAACAGCAGCGGCAACAUCGGCAACGGCAACAACAACAACAACAACAACAACAACAACAGCAACAAGCAACAGGACAUGUUGAAGAACAUAAUGAACAGGGGCCUGGCCGAAAAGUCAGCCAGCAUACCCAGCCUGAACGAGUACAAAUCGGCGGCGGCCGCCAUGGCGAACGGCAACGACUGGAAAAACGUCGGCGGAGUGGCUGCGGCCGACCCUCACCGGAGGCGGUCCAGUUCGGCGGACUCGUCGAGGUGCGAUGACGACGGGCCGGCGUCGGGCGUGGACAGGUCGAGCAGGGGCGCCGGUUGUUCGGACCACACGUCGUCGGCCGAGAGCGUGACCAGCCAGAUCGCCAAACGUCCCGCGGGCGCCGCGUCGACGGGCGCCACGUCCACCGCGUCCACCGUGUCGGACGGCAGCGUGGCCGCGGACGACCAACAGACCGCGCUGGUGCACAUCCGCCGGUCGUCGAGCGUGCCGUGCAAGAACAACCGCGACUCGUCCAGCUCCAACGACUCGGGCGUGUCCACCGGUUCGCUGCGUUACCGCGGCGCCGACUUUGCCGAGUUCGAGUUGCCGCUGACCACGGCCAUGUCGACGAUGCGGCACAGGCGCACCGUGGCCGCGGCGACGGCCGCCGCCGCCGCCGCCACCGGCGCCCCGGCCGGUUCCGUCGAGUGCGGCGGCCGCGGGGCCAUCGCCGGUUGCGUGCACGGUUCGCUGCCCAGGCGGUCCAAGUCUACGGACCGGCUCAAGGAGCUCAGCUUCAGGUUCCAGAAGUUCGCGGGCACCAUGAAAUCGUCGUCGGCCGGUGCCGAAGUCCCCGUGUGCUUGAAAAAAGAUAAAGGGUUUAAUGUGCAUGCGGAUGGAAACUCGGUCGUGCCGUUUUUGGACUCGCAGAGCACGAGCAGCUACACGUCGGACAUGAGCGACUACAUCGAGACACUGUCGUUGUCCUCGCACAGUUCGUCGGACACCACCAACAACGAAAAUCAGAGAUGCGGUAGACCAGCCAAAACUACAUUGAAACCGCGGUCUGGCAAGGAAUACCAUCAGAUUGGGUUUUUUCUGGACGGCGACCUGAAGGUCAAAUCUGAUAUACCGCCAGUUCCUGAAAAGACAGAAACCCCUUCUCCCAGGUAUGCCACAGCCCAAGAAAGCAAAGUCGUCUGAUGACACUAGGAAAAAUAGUGCAUCCGAGAAAGAUAUUAUUUGAUUAUUUUUUCCGUUGCCCUGAAUAAGCAUUUGGCUUAUUAAUACAGAAAAGACAAAGAUGGAAAAACAACGAUUGAAUUAAACUGUACAUUAUUAAAAUUUACUGAAAAUAACAUAUCACAACAUGUAUAAAAUACUACUGUAAUAAUAAACUUAUAUAAUAAUAAUGUAAUUUUAAAGUGUUGAAUUUAAGACUGCCAACUCAAAAAAAAUGUACUUUACAUACAAAAAAAAUAAAUAUUUAUGUAUUCAUACAUUAAUGAAAUGAACUAUUAUAUAUUUAUUACAAUAACGGUUUAGUCUAAUAAGAACUAGUCAUCUAUAGUCAAUUUAAAUUUUGUAGUGGAUUAUUUCCCUUAGUAAAUACUGUAUAUGUAUAAAUAUGUAACUAAUAAUAAUAAAAAACAUUUUAUCAUAGUUUAUAUUCUUAAAUUAUUUACAAUAUAAGCAUAAGUA